This is a messenger RNA of Contarinia nasturtii (swede midge), 1868 nucleotides long. RefSeq names its product UDP-N-acetylmuramoylalanine--D-glutamate ligase-like. The record is from RefSeq and is a predicted model, not a curated record. Lineage: Eukaryota; Metazoa; Arthropoda; Insecta; Diptera; Cecidomyiidae. Gene Ontology annotation, molecular function: UDP-N-acetylmuramoylalanine-D-glutamate ligase activity; ATP binding; tetrahydrofolylpolyglutamate synthase activity. Gene Ontology annotation, biological process: cell division; regulation of cell shape; folic acid-containing compound biosynthetic process. The transcript is spliced from 3 exons. Gene Ontology annotation, cellular component: cytoplasm. Bases 435 to 1868 code for a protein of 477 amino acids.
GUGACAGUGUAAAUAUUCUGUCGUUUAGCGCAUGUCGUUCUUUUAAUGAAGCUAUGUGUUGUGAAAAUACUUCUUCAGAAAUACUGUAAAACAACAUCAAUAUUCGUCAAAUUUGGUUUCAAAGCUCCAAAAUACUCAUCAUUUGCCGAUUAACAGAAAUCUUCACAUAAACACUGGAUAAAAAGCUAAUCAACAGAAUCAUUGAUAUAAAAAUAUUGGCGUAAUAUAGCAUCACUUGAUUUUGAUUCAGGACCUAUGACUUUGAAUUAAAAUACUAUAUUUUAGUUUAAAAAUUAAUAGUCAAUUAUUGUUAGAAAAAAUACCCGCAAAAUUAAUUUCUUGCUCACAAUAGAUAUACAUAUUUAUAAGGAUAAUUGAGAUAAUUAACUUGAAUUCAGUGUUAAAAGCCAAAUUCAAUUUAGCACGGUGUUAAAAUGGCAGUGUUUUCCACUCAAAAAGAUAAGAACAUUGGUAUAUUUGGUCUGGAUAAAGCGGGAAUGAAAUGUUAUGAAGCCUUGUACAAUAUUGCAAACAUAAUUUGUUUUGAUGAAAAUCCAAGUAUUAGAGAAUCAUUUGCAGAAAAGUAUGGCAUUGAUAAACUUCUUGAUAUAACCGAUUCGAAAUGGAAAACACUCGAUAAAAUUGUGUUGUCUCCAGAUAAUCUAAAGAUAAUACCCUCAACUCAUGACAUUUUUGAAUUGUCUAAUUCCGCCGGUAUUCCAAUCAUUUCCGAUAUCGAUUUAUUUUAUGAUGAAAUUAUCACCGACAUUAAUAAAACCGUAAAUUUUGUAGCUGUGACGGGUACAAAUGGCAAAAGUUCGACCACAUCUUUGAUCGCUCAAAUUUUAAAACAAAAUAAGCGUAAUUGUUUGAUUGGUGGUAUGGGUGCGCAUCAUGUGUCAACUUUGGAUUUAACUGCUGAUGAUUAUAUUUUGGAGAUAUCUUCAUCACAAUUGGAGUUAUUAAAAAGUUUCAAACCGAAAAUUGCCAUACUUCUGAAUAUAUCCAAUGAUCAUUUAGAUAAAUACGAAACAAUAGAAAACUAUACGGCCGUCCAAUACAAGAUUUUCGAUAGAAUGGAUAAAGAUUGUUAUGCUAUCAUUAAUAUUGAUAAUGAAAUUACGAAAAUGCUAUAUGAUCGACUGAUGGAUGAAGACAAGACCAAUUUGAUUCCAAUACAUGCUGCAAAACUUCUUAAAAACGGUGUAUCCAUCCACGAAAAUAAUAUUCACGAUAAUCUUGAACGAGAGGGCGUUGAAUCAAAUAAGUUUUUGAUUCCGAAAAACCAACAUUUGCAAGGAGUUCAUAAUCACGAAAAUAUUUUAGCUGCUUACGCUGCAUGUUGUGUUCUUGGUCAUUUGGAACCUGAAAAUAUAAUGGCCGCCAUUAAAGAAUUCGAAGGUCUACCACACACAUUACAAUUUAUCGACACAAUCGAACAUUCUGAGACGGAAAUACAGUUCUAUAAUGAUAGCAAAGCAACGAAUGUUGCGGCCGCCUGUAGUUCUUUGGCUACAUUUGAUAAUAUAUAUUGGCUGGCCGGUGGAAUAGCAAAACAACCAACGAUAGGUGAAAAUGAAUUUGAAGCAUUUCAUUCGAAAAUUCGUAAAGCAUAUCUUUUUGGUAAAGACAAACAGAUUUUGGGUGGAGCACUCAAGGGUAAGGUAAAUCUUUCUAUUUAUGAUAACUUGAAUGAAGCAUUUAAUGCGGCUGUUGUCGAUGCAAAAAAUGAUUCAACCAAAUUAAAAACAAUUCUAUUGGCUCCAGCGUGCGCUGCUCAAGAUCAAUUCAAAAAUUCGGAGGAUAGAGGGGACUUUUUUAUUAAGUUAUGUACAGAUUGUAAGCUUAAUUUUGAAUUUUACAUUUAG